This is a messenger RNA of Nezara viridula (southern green stink bug), 1588 nucleotides long. Lineage: Eukaryota; Metazoa; Arthropoda; Insecta; Hemiptera; Pentatomidae. The record is from the annotation of a GenBank genome assembly.
UGGGGCUCAGUAAGGCAGUCGUUUCAGUGUUCGUUGUUCGGCAACAUGUUCAUCUUCGGAGGUUUCACGAAGAAAGUCAAGCUACGACCUAGCGAUGUGUCCAUCGACAAUUUCCUCUCUAAGCUCCACUACCGCUUCACGUUCGCGCUACUCUUGGCCUGUACCGUUCUGCUCUCUUCGAAGCAGUUCAUCAAGCAGCACAUCCAGUGCAUCAGGGACAAGGGAGAAAAGGGAGGUGUCGUCGACGAUGCCAUAGGCACCUUCUGCUUUAUAUCCUCUACUUUCACCGUCAAUAAGUAUCACAACAGCAGCUACCGCCCAGGUGUCCAUGUCGCCCAGUCCGGCGUAGGCCCCGAGCAGCCUGGUGACGAGUUGACCUACCACGCUUACUAUCAGUGGGUGCCUUUCGUUCUCUUCGGUCAAGCGCUCCUCUUCUACCUCCCACACUACUUAUGGAAGAGCCUGGAGAAUGGGAGGAUCAAAGCCAUUGUCAGUCAAGUCAAGACCUCGAUCUAUACCGCAGAGGAAGACACCGUCAUCAGCGGCUACAAGAUAGAUUCUCAUGAGACGAGGCAGAACCGUGAGAAGCUCUUCAACGACAUUUUCAUCACCUGGGCAAGGAUGAAAAUGAACAGAGACUGGGCCAGGAACUUUAUCAUGUGCGAAAUGUUAUAUAUCGUCAACAUACUUCUUCAGAUACAGUUAAUUGACCGUUUUUUACAGGGCAAUUUCUUAAAUUUGGGUAUGAGGUGGAUAAGAAAUGAAAAAGAAGCUUUGGAGAGUGUGUUUCCGAAAAUCACAAAAUGUUCUUUUAACAAGUACGGUUAUGCCGGGUCCGUCCAGAACCUCGAUAUCCUGUGCGUUUUGCCGUUGAACAUAAUAAACGAGAAAAUUUACACCUUGCUGUGGUUCUGGUUCCUGAUCCUGCUCGUCUUCACCACCCUGGGUACAGUGUGGCGGGUGCUCAGUUUUCUCCUCCACAACAACGGAGCCUUCAACAGGUUGGUCUGGGCAGAGGUAAGUCCUGGGCCUGCUCUCAAAGCAGCCGAGAUCGAGAUGAUAUCCAACAAGCUCUCUUUCUCGGACUGGUUCUUCAUAUACUACAUCGGGAAGAACAUGGAUUCCAGGAUGUUUCGGAGGGUGGUGGCCGACCUCGGCCUGUCCUUAUCCUUAGGUAAGCACUUGAAGCCGAUCAUAGAAUCUGAGAAGUCCAAACUAAAUUCUGAAUCCUAUUGCUGAUCUUCGUAUAUUCAGAAUUCAUUUGUUACAUGAAAUUCAGUAUGGAGCUGAUCGGUGAUUCAAAGAUUAUAUUUCAUCUAAAUAGGUACUUGAAUGGUAUCCGUUUAAAUUAUGUUUUAUAUCAGAUUUUAUUUAUAAUUAAGUUGAAGUAAGCCACAAUUUUAACUUACCUUCAGUUGUUCUUUUGACUACAUUUUUAUUUGUUAAGUAUAAGCCAAAACAAUGACUAAAAUAGUAAAAAAAUAUUUUAUUCAAUAAUAUAGGUACCAUCAAGUAUUAAAAAAAGUUAUAUUUAUAAUGUAAAUAAAGUUUGUUUUUAAUGUUAUAUUUUAAUCAUAAUAAAUGUUAU